CUCGGCUUGGAGGAUAGAGCGACUCCGAUUAGGGGGGCUGCCGCUGCCAACGAUGCAAUGCCUCGUUUUUACAAAUGAACUCUGAGCAUAGGCGCCUUCCGAGUGCCGCUGUCACCACCACCAUCGGUUUACUCCAAUAAAAGCAACAGGCUUCAGUAGAGAUCAACCCGAAGGACCCAAGGCAAUCGGAAAAAGGAGCGGGACUCGAGGCUUUAUGUUUACCGAGGAGAAGCUGGAGAGGAAGCCGGAGCCAUGGGUUUCUCCCUCAGCCUUCGAUGAAUUAAGUUAAGCUGGACCCACGCAACUCAGCCAACCGGCCCCUGCCCGCAGGGGGGUCUCUCCUGUCCCCGUCGCCUUCUCCAGCAAUGGCAGGCUUCAAGCGGGGCUAUGAUGGCAAGAUCGCUGGCCUCUACGAUCUGGACAAGACACUGGGACGUGGCCACUUCGCCGUCGUCAAGCUGGCGCGCCACGUCUUCACUGGGGAGAAAGUGGCAGUGAAGGUGAUCGACAAGACCAAGCUGGACACUGUGGCCACUGGCCACCUUUUCCAGGAAGUCCGCUGUAUGAAGCUGGUCCAGCACCCCAAUAUUGUGCGCCUGUAUGAAGUUAUUGAUACUCAGACGAAGCUCUACCUCAUCUUGGAGCUUGGCGAUGGAGGGGACAUGUUUGACUACAUCAUGAAACACGAGGAGGGCCUGAAUGAAGAGCUGGCUAAGAAAUAUUUUGCCCAGAUUGUCCACGCUAUUUCCUACUGCCACCGACUGCAUGUUGUGCACCGGGACCUUAAGCCUGAGAAUGUGGUUUUCUUUGAGAAACAAGGACUCGUCAAGCUCACCGACUUCGGAUUCAGUAACAAGUUUCAGCCAGGGAAAAAGCUGACAACCAGUUGUGGAUCUCUGGCGUACUCGGCACCGGAAAUACUGCUGGGUGAUGAGUAUGAUGCUCCAGCUGUAGAUAUCUGGAGUCUCGGUGUGAUCUUGUUCAUGUUGGUAUGCGGCCAGCCCCCCUUCCAGGAGGCUAAUGACAGUGAGACCCUCACCAUGAUCAUGGACUGUAAAUACACCGUACCGGCCCACGUCUCCGCCGCCUGCAAAGAUCUGAUAGAUCGAAUGCUUCAGAGGGAUCCAAAGCGACGGGCCUCCCUCGAGGAGAUUGAGACCCAUGCCUGGCUUCAAGGGGUCGACCCGUCCCCAGCCACCAAGUACAACACUCCCCUGGUCUCCCACAAGAAUCUGUCAGAUGAGGAGCACAACAGCAUCAUCCAGCGCAUGGUGUUAGGAGACAUCGCCGACCGAGAGUCCAUAAUCGAAGCCCUGGAGACAAACAAAUACAACCACAUCACAGCCACUUACUAUCUGCUGGCUGAGAGGAUCCUCAGGGAGAAGCAGGAGAAGGAGGUCCAGACCCGCUCGUAGCCCAGCAACAUUAAGGCACAAUUCAGGCAGUCGUGGCCGACCAGAAUGGACAUGCACCAGGACAUAGAAGACAGUUUGGCGGCCUCCUCUAUCUCCCACGCCGGAGGCCCGCAGUCUCCCGCCCGCAGCGCAGAGAACCUGCUCAAUGGACAUCGCUCCAAAGGCCUGAUGGAGCUGGGCCGACGAGAGGAAACGGUGACCGACUCCCCAGCACCGCCUGCACAGGGAGCCUGUGCUGCAGCCUCGGGUUCUGCGACUGGUUCUGGGUCCAUCAGGGCCGCACCACCACCCACCUCAGCAGCAGCCAAGCAGCGAACCUGCCUUUUCAGGGUGGAGGAGGAUGAGGAGGAGGAGGACGAGCAGGACCCGUCCCCCCUCUCCAGCCAGGUGAUCCUGCGCCGCAAGCCUCCAUCCAUCACCAACCGCCUCACCUCCAGGAAGAGCGCCCCCGUGCUCAACCAGAUCUUCGAGGAGGAGGGCGAGUCGGACGACGACUUCGACAUGGACGAGGGUCUGCCGCCCAAACUCUCCCGUCUCAAGAUGAACAUGGCCGGGAACGCCGGCAACCUCAGCUCCGCGGCCGGCACCUCCUCGUCCCCGGGGUCCACGCAGAAGCGCUAUCACCGCCGCAAGAGCCAGGGGAGGGGGUCGUCCUGCUCCAGUUCGGAGACGAGCGAUGACGACUCGGAGAGCCACCGGAGGCGCCUGGAUAAAGACUCUGGCUUCGGCUACGGCUGGAACCGAAGGGACAGCAGCGAGGGGCCGCCAGGUAGCUCGGGGGGCAACGGAGGAGGCAGCAGCUCGGGCCAGGGUAAACCUCCGGGAGAGGGUGGGGGGACUUCUGGUCCAGACAGGAGUCCUCCUGGAGGGGGUGAGAAUGGAGGAGGGGGAGGUGGAGGUGGCGGGGGGAGCGGUGGAGGAGGAGGAGGAGGAGGAGGAGGGAAAGGACAAGACAGCCCCUCCAGUUGUUGUAACAACAGUAGCACGACUAACCCCUCCCUCAAUUCAACGUCCCGAUCAUCCCGCACGGCCAGCCGCAGCACCGAGCUGGUGGAGAGCCUGAAACUCAUGAGUCUGUGCCUCAGCUCCCAGCUGCAGCACCACCGCGGGGGGCGGGGCAGUCGAGGAGGGGGAGGGGGAGGAGGAGGAGGAGGGGGUAAGUUCAUCAUUGACCCUAACAAUCUCUCAGGAGGGAGCGUUAAAAUCCAUGAGAAAUCAGCUUGGAGAAUGUGCAUCGGCUCCACAGGGAGCCUGGACACCAUCACCCUACCCACCACCACCCUCCCUAGAACCCACUCGGCCCCGCACCAUCACCGCAAAACAGCAGGGCACGGCCCCCCCGGCCCGCCGGGCGGCAGGGACUCUCACAGCAACCUGAGUGCUUUGAAAAACAGCGUGCUUCAACUACCUCUGUGUGAGAAGACCAUCUCUGUCAACAUCCAGCGGGGCGGGGGCCCCAGGGACGGCCUGCUCUGUACCUCAGCUCCUGCCAACUGCUGCCAGGUCAUCUGAUUCCUCCCCCAACCAGCUGAACACAAACCUCCUCCCUCCAUGUUCUCCUCUCAGACCCUCCUCACGUUCAGAUCAUCAGUCUGAACACUCUGCUCCUCUCUUCUUCUUCUUCUUCUGGUGUUUAUUUGCAGCAGGGGUGUGACCUCGUGUCACGUCUCUAUCAGCACAUCAGCCUCCAGCUGUUCCCUUCGCUCCCUGCACGGCUCCACUUCACCUGUGCUCUGUGCUUCUCUUACUUUUCACAACAAGCACUACUUCAUCCUUUUUUUGUUUUUAAAGUAGUGAAACUAAUACAUAUAAUUUUACUAUAAUGAAACGAUCUGCUGGUUUGAAGGGAGAUAGAUAACAGCUGUAAACUUUGAUGAGAUAAAACGAUUCAAAUAUUACACAAAAAAAUCUAAGCUUGAUCCAAAUGCAACUGGAUCAACCAUAUCUUCAACCAGUCCAGUUGCCUUUGGAUCAAGCUUCCAUUUUAUCACGACCUGAAUGACUGAGAACCUACACAGACAUAUUACAAGAAAAGAAAAAAUCAAAUACGAGCACAAGAUUGAAUAUUAACUAAUUAAUUAAUUUUAGAAGAAAUUGGUAAAUUUUAAAAGAUUGUUCUACUGUAAAAAAAAAUAUAUAGUAUAAUUAAAGAAAUAAAGGUUGGGUCAUAUUUUUUUUUUUAAAUUUAAACACAAGAUUACACCUUCUUGUUAUUAAUUUUAAAUGAAGUCAGAAUUUAUUUCUGGUUGAGUACGAGUCAAGUCAGAAUUUUUAAUAAAGCACUAAAUUAAAGAAAUUACAACAAAGUGAUCUUGAGCUCACCUCAAGAUGUCAGUGUCUGUGCAGGUGUUUCUAUGAAAGCCCUAAGAGGACAUGCAUCCAAACAUUUUAUUUGACCCAUGAUAAGUUCAUUUCUAAUUUAGACAUUUUCAGAGUAAAAUCAAUUGUAUUGAUGCAUGUCUGCUUAGGGCUUCCGUAGUUUUCUGAGAUAGGUGGAUAUCAAAAUUCAUUAUCAGAAACUGUCAUACGGACAACAACGCUCAGGCUGUUUUCACCAGGUAGUCCACUGCGCUCCGACUCCAUCAUUGACACUUCUUCUGGAUGAAUUGAUCACAUCUUUAAAGAUUCAUUUAGAAGUUAUCAGUCAUAAAAACACAGCCCUCUGGGAAGAUGAGAAGACGUCACAUUGGUACACGUUUCACAUGAAAAUGCUUUUUUUAAAUUGAAAUCUCUCCAUUGACAGCCACACUGUUAUCUACAUGUUUCUCCUUUCAAAUCAACACAGGCAUCAGCCACAUUAGAAUAAAUCCAGUAUUGAUUUGAAUGGCUUCACACUGCACACACAGAGGAGCUGUGGACUGUCAUCCAUAAAGAUACCACCGUUUUAAAGUGAUUGCUUUUUCCACUUUUAUGACUCCAUCUUUGAAUAUUAAAAUUUGAAUCUCUGUUUUCUGAUUUCCUUGGAAGAAUGACGACUUCAAGCUCCUGUGAGGAGUUUUUGGCUUCCAGUGAAAGCGACUGGAAUUAAUGUUGAUGACUCUUUUUAAAAGAGCAAACGAGUCCGAUUAUUUCUAUAGGAGUUAUUUUAAACACCGGAAAGGUUUUAUAUAGUUCCCACGGCAAUGAUAAGCUCUUAAAGAAAGCAGAAUUUGGUCUUGGAAAAACACAAACAGGACAAGAUCAGCAAAUGCUACGUUGUCCUCUAGGGGGCACCAAAACCCACACAAACCAAAAGUUCCUAACAGGAGCUUUAACUCUUAACAUUUUUGCUUUUUCUUUCAAACUACUCAAACAUGCUUUAAUAUCUUAAUUCUUUUCCUAAUGGUUUUUAAUCUAUUUGUAUUCUGGAUAAGAACAUUUCCUGUUUUUUUUUUUAAUUGUCCUUACACUGUGUUGUGCUCGGCAGUAGCUGGUUGUCGAGCAGAGAGGUUGAAGGUGGAGCGCUCUUAAAGAACGAUGAGGAGGAACAGUUGGAGUGCUGUGCUGAAGCAGGCAGCUGACAGGAGGAGGAGGAAAGAGAAGCAUCUCCAUGUUGAUACAGACAACUCACACUCCCCACCAUCCUCCACCUCUUACCUCUGAAUAACUCAUCCGUCAGAUGGAUUAGAACCUGGAUCACAUGUAUGUGAAUCCAUGCAGACAAGCUUUUACGUUAGACUCCAGUCUGAACUCCAUGUUGCACUCAGACAAUCUGUUUUCUGUUUUUAUGUUAAAAAAAAAAAAAAAUUCUACUGGUAUGGAUUCAGCAUUCAAAGCAACUGGCACACCUGUUAUCAGUCAAAACCCUUUAAAUUUGGAAAGUGUCUCCGUAAUGAGGUAACCCAGUGUUUGCAUUUUAAGCUGGACAGAAGCUAAAGUUUUAUCAGCGUGUGUGUGCACUCCUUAGUGGCAGCAAAAUCACAUUUCUACUGUAGCGACUUAAUGCUAAUCACCAACAGGUCUGAAGAUGUUCCUGCUGACCAUGUAUUUAAAAUGUUAUUUUUUUAUUCAUAUUUCAAUAUGUUGCUGAUAGACAACAUUAGUUGCGUCGCACCACCGAUAUCCGAGUGGUUCGUUUUCCGAUUUGACCUCCGUUGGCUUCUUGGCGGUCGCACCUGCACCCGCAUGUCACCCAAAGCUCACUGCACAUGCGGGUGCAGCGUGUCGACUCGACGUGUAUCAAGUGUGUAUAUACAGUACAUGUAAAAGUAAAGUUUAUUUUUUAAAACUUGUACAUUUUGUUGGAGUGAUCUGCUGUUUGGAAACGUCGGUGAAGUUUGGUUGAACUCACAAUGAAGCUCCAGACUUUGAGCUUUUUAAAGGGGCCGGCCGAGAGAGAAACAACUGAUCGAUAGGAAAAGGGGGGGUCGAGAGGAAAUUCUUCAAGGGCAUUGGCAAUAAGCUAAACGUGUGUUGCAGCUAUCUGUACAGAAACUUUUUUUUUUUUUUUUUUAAUUCCUUUUAACGGCCAUAUUGGACUGUAAAGAAAAAAAAAAAAAAGGAAAGCCAUGUUUUAAAUAUUCUGUUCGUCUUUGUUGUCUGACUUUUCUUUUGAAAGACGUGUAAAUACAGAUGUAAAUAUGGUGCUCUUUCUCUAGAACAGCCGAGUGAACCCUUUGGUGCAUAGCUGUACAGUAAUAGCCUUAUUAUAAUAAUAGUAAUACUGUAUGGGUGUCUCAGCUAAAAAUCAAGCCGUGUGAGAAAAAAAAAGCCGACACGGUUCUAUUCAUACUGUCGGGUCUCUUUUACUGUCGUCUUACUCAGCUGUAUCCAGGUGAAUGACGUGCAUGUGUUUCAAUGUUUGACAUUCAGUGACACACAGGAGAGAGAGGCAGCCACCGAAAUGUUACUGGACCAAAAAAAAAAAAAUGAACAGAUUAAAAAAAAAAAAAAAGAGGUGAAACUGAGAAAUAUUCAGUGUAUUAUUCUGUAGUUGAUACCUGUUGUCAGAAGUUACAUAUAGCUAUGGUAAUAUCCAAAAAUAAAAUGUGGAAUACUG
Molecule: messenger RNA, 6393 nt
Organism: Labrus bergylta (ballan wrasse)
Lineage: Eukaryota; Metazoa; Chordata; Actinopteri; Labriformes; Labridae
Gene: snrka
Product: SNF related kinase a
Biological process (GO): protein phosphorylation; intracellular signal transduction
Cellular component (GO): cytoplasm
Molecular function (GO): protein serine/threonine kinase activity; ATP binding
Source: RefSeq, a predicted model, not a curated record